CCGGCGGGAGGCCACGCCUUCCGGUGGCCGCGAGGUUGGUUGUGCAGCCGCCGGGGAAGGAGACGCUGCCCUUCCGCGGCGAUGGGCUCUUGGCUCUGUGGAAGGCCCCUGUGGUCUGUACAUCCUUGUCCUUCUGGGGCGUGGACAGUGCUCAGAACCCAGCCAACAGCUAGUUGAAGACGUCCUCCCUGGAAGCCAUUGUCUGUGGCACUUUCCUGGAGUGCUGGCUCUGCCAUGGAGUUCCGGAGGGCUGAGGGCAUGUCUGUGAUCCAGGCCCUGGCCAUGACGGUGGCCGAAAUCCCUGUGUUCCUUUACACGACAUUUGGGCAGUCUGUGUUCUCGCAGCUACGAUUGACACCGGGCCUGCGGAAGGUCCUCUUUGCCACGGCCCUGGGCACUGUGGCCUUGGCACUGGCUGCUCACCAGCUGAAGAGGCGACGGCGAAGGAAGAAGCAGAUCGGCCCCGAGAUGAGAGGCGAGCAGCUGGGCACAGUGCCCCUCCCCAUCCUCAUGGCCAGGAAGGUCCCAUCGGUGAAGAAAGGCUACUCCAGCAGGAGGGUACAGAGCCCCAGUAGCAAGAGCAAUGACACUCUCAGCGGCAUUUCCUCCAUCGAGCCCAGCAAGCACUCAGGCUCCUCCCACAGCUUGGCCUCGAUGGUGGUGGUGAACUCAUCCAGCCCCACAGCCGCCUGCUCGGGACCAUGGGAUGCCAGAGGGAUGGAGGAGUCUGUGACUGCCAGCAAUGGCAAUGCUGAGAGUCUCUACAUGCAAGGCAUGGAACUGUUCGAGGAGGCUCUGCAGAAGUGGGAGCAGGCGCUGAGCGUGGGGCAGAGGGGGGACAGCAGCAGCACCCCCACACUGGGGGACGGCCUCCGGAAUCCAGAGGCUGUCCCAGAAGCGCUGUCUGAGCAGGAGUCACAGCGAAAGGAGUUUGCAGAGAAGCUGGAGUCCCUGCUGCACCGUGCGUACCACCUGCAGGAGGAGUUUGGUUCUACCUUCCCAUCGGACAGCAUGCUGCUGGACCUUGAGAGGACCCUCAUGCUGCCCCUGACAGAGAGUUCUCUGCAUCUACGGGCAGACGAUGAAGACAGCCUGACCUCAGAGGAAUCCUUCUUUUCUGCCACCGAGCUCUUUGAGUCCCUGCAGGUCAGAGAUUACCUGAUCCCACUCUCCAGGCCUGCCGCCGCCUAUGAGGAGGCCCUGCAGCUGGUGAAGGAAGGGAGAGUGCCCUGCCGGACCCUCAGGACAGAGCUGUUGGGCUGCUAUAGUGACCAGGACUUUCUGGCCAAGCUGCAUUGUGUCCGGCAGGCCUUUGAGGGCCUUCUGGAAGACAGGAGUAACCAGCUUUUCUUUGGGGAGGUUGGCCGGCAGAUGGUGGUGGGCCUGAUGACCAAGGCUGAGAAGAGUCCCAAGGGCUUCCUGGAGAGCUAUGAGGAGAUGUUAAGCUAUGCCUUGAGGCCCGAGACCUGGACUACCACACGGCUGGAGCUGGAGGGCCGCGGGGUGGUGUGUCUGAGCUUCUUUGACAUUGUGCUUGACUUCAUCCUCAUGGAUGCCUUUGAGGACCUGGAGAAUCCCCCAUCCUCCGUUCUUGCUGUCCUGAGGAACCGCUGGCUGUCUGACAGCUUCAAGGAGACGGCCCUGGCCACUGCUUGCUGGUCGGUCCUGAAAGCCAAGAGGAGGCUGCUGAUGGUGCCUGACGGCUUCAUUUCUCAUUUCUACUCCGUAUCGGAGCACGUUAGCCCUGUCCUAGCCUUUGGCUUCCUUGGACCCAAGCCCCAGCUCUCUGAAGUCUGUGCUUUCUUCAAGCACCAGAUUGUGCAGUACCUGAGGGACAUGUUCGACCUGGACAACAUGCGCUACACGUCGGUGCCAGCACUGGCAGAUGACAUCCUGCAGCUGUCGCGGCGCCGCAGUGAGAUCCUGCUCGGCUUCCUGGGGGCAACGGUGGCCAGCAGCAUUGGCCGGAAUGGGGCGCUGCCCAGGGAGAACGGGCCCCUGGAGGGGCUGCAGUAGUGGUGGGCACAGGCUGGUGGGGAGUGAUGGCUGCCUGGGCCUCAUCUCACAGGGUGAUGGCAGAGAGAAGACUGCCUCCUGUCUGCCUUUGGGUUGGCAUCAGAGAUGCCCUCAUGGGUGUCCAUGGCCAGCAGCAGCAGAGCCCAGGCCCCGGGGGUCAAGGGCACUUGCCCCUGACCUUGCCCCCCCUUCAUCAUCUGAGAAUUCCCAAGGGCCAGGGGGGCAAAUUUUCCUGGAGAGGGUUGGGGCCUGGAAGCCUGGAAUGCAGUUACACCUGCUGAUGCUCCUUAGAGGCCCACCCGGCUGCCCUCAGCUGUCACUGAGGGAUGCAGAGGCUGGGAUCAGUGGCUGGUAGGGCCUGAGGGAGAGGGGGGUAGAGAGAGAACAGAGAGAGAAAGAGACAGAGGAAGGAAGUUGUUUGUUUUUGUGGAGGAGUAGGAAUGGCCUGGGUAUGGGGCUCUACAGUCUCCGCCACCCGAGGACAAGGUGCCUGGGUCCCAGGUGCCCUAAGCCAGAAUGAGCCUGGGGCGGGAUGGCCUCAGAACCCAGGCGUCUGGCCGACCUGCCCUGACUGCCCAUCUCCCCGCCGUCACCACCCUAGAGUUUGCAGCCCCAGGGAGAGGGAGGGUGGCAGCCACAGAGGGAGGGCUGUGGUACCUUGGUGGGCAGCAGGCCUGGGCUGUCCUGCGGUGGGACAGGACGGGCAGGCCUGCCUUCUCUCUGUGCUCACGUCCAGGCAGGGACUCCGCCCUUGACAAACCCAAGCCCCAGACCAGGACUGUCUGCUCAAACAUUCCCUCCCACUGCCAAAGAUUGUAUCAUUUCUGCUCCCACCACCAAAGAUGGAAGAGGUGGAGUGGGAGCGCCUGCCCCCCACCCUCCUCCCUCUUGAGCUGGAACUCCCUGGGUGGCACUAGGUUCUGGGCUGGGGGCUCAGACCGGGGGUCGUUCUCAGGCCCCUGCCGCCUGUGUUCUCAUUGGCAGUGGCCGCAGGACUGAGUCCUGGGACCGUGGGAUUGGGGGUUUUGUUGGAGAAUGGACAUGACUGGGCCAGUUCCCCCACCCUCAUUAGGACAAGACACUUUUGACGGUGGGGAAUGCCUGGUGCUGCCUGCAGCUUGAUGCACAGAUGCUCCCAAAGCCGAAGAGCCCCUUCCAGGUGGCACCGUCCCCCGGUCCCGGAGAUGAAGUCCUGUCAGCACUUGUCCCAGCAGUCGUGUCCCCAUGCCAGGAGCUUCUGUCAGCCUUGAAGACUCGUGUCUUGUACAGUGUUUCCACCUGAAGUGGGACGGUUUAUUUAUCGCCUUAAUGCUUUAUUUUGAGGUUUUUGCUCCUUUCCAGGUUGAGAGACCAGCAAGGGAAAUGGACUCUGAGUUUUCCUUACUCUGGAGUUUAUGACUGGCGUCUCUGACCAUUCAGGGUCCCUCCCGCCUGAAUGUAAAAGGGGUCCCAGGCCCGGUGGGUGAGGGAACCUACCCAUAGGAGGGUGCACUGGGGAGAGGCGGCGUUUGGUGUGGCCAGUCCUCUCCAAGACCACCCUCCCCGCGCCUUCCCUCCUGCCCCGGGCCGGAGAACUGCAGUGCACUCACGGUGGCUCUAGCUCCACACCCACCUCCGAGGCGGUGCCCAGGAGGGAGCAGCCUCCUGGGCAAAAAAGGAGCCAGGGCUGCCCUCCCUCUCUCCCCACCAUUCUUUGCACUUACCCCAGGCUGUGAAUGUGCUGGGCCUCAGCCCUGGCCUGCUCUGAUUUGCUCCCAUAUCACAAAGAAAUUGCAUUUUCAUUUUCUUUGUUUACACAUCCACACACUGCCUCUGGCACUCGAUUUGUCAGAGCUUCCAACUUUUGUACGGUAGAGCGUGUGCACUGACCGCCAAUCAAUAAAACAGUUUCCUUCCA
Messenger RNA from Choloepus didactylus (southern two-toed sloth), 3913 nucleotides. RefSeq names its product mitoguardin 2 (gene MIGA2). Gene Ontology annotation, biological process: mitochondrial fusion. Bases 235 to 2016 code for a protein of 593 amino acids. The record is from RefSeq and is a predicted model, not a curated record. The transcript is spliced from 16 exons. NCBI's taxonomy places the organism in Eukaryota, Metazoa, Chordata, Mammalia, Pilosa, Megalonychidae.